This is a messenger RNA of Adineta steineri, 3435 nucleotides long. Lineage: Eukaryota; Metazoa; Rotifera; Eurotatoria; Adinetida; Adinetidae. The record is from the annotation of a GenBank genome assembly.
AUGAAAUUCGGCCUUCUACUCUUCCUUGUAUUCAUUUUGUCUAUUAUUUCACCAAUAAUUACUAAUGGAUUAUUCCGGCAAACACUGCUUAAUGAUGAUAAUGGUGUUCUUCAUAAAAUUCGUCAAAAAACUUCUGAUAAAUAUCGUCAUUUAAAAACAAAACUUACAAAUAAUAAUCCACGAUAUCAACCACCUAUUGUUAUAUCUGAUACUUCACAAAAACGUCUAGUUAAUCAGGCAAAUACAAAUAACAUUACUCAUGCUACUGUCAAUAAUAUCUACUCGACAUCGUCAAUUGCAGAAGACUACUGCCGAGAUUUUGGUCCAGCAUCAUCUGUAUUAUUAUUUGCUUAUCGUGGUAGUUGUUAUUCAUUAACAAAUCAACUUGUAACAUGGUCACAAGCUGAUAAUUUAUGUCAAAAUCAUUUUCAUACAAAUCCAAAUAAAAAUCAAGGUGGUUUAGCAUUAUUUGAUAAUGAUAUUGAAUUUGAUUAUAUCAGACAAAUUAUCGGAGAUUUUAAUCGAUCAGCAACCGAAUUUGGUGCUUAUAUUGGUUUUAGUUAUCGAAAUCAAUCAUGGUUAUGGUUAGAUGGACGUGAAGUCAAUUUUGCUGAUACACCACCCAGUGUAAUUGCACCAAAUAAUCUUAUUUUUCCUUACCAACAACAAAAACCAUGUGGUAAAGUCGAAUUAUUAAGACCAAAUGAAACAACAAUUCUUUUUGGUUUAAUGCAACAAGAAUGUACAAAAACUGAACGUGCACUUUGUAAAAUAAAAGUUGAUCAUUGUUUUGAAAAUAAUCAAUGUGGAAUACAUGGUGUAUGUAAUAAUGAUGGAACUACAUUUCAUUGUGAAUGUACUUUUCUUUAUAAUGGAACUUAUUGUGAUACAUAUAGUUCAGAAGCAAUACAAGUUAUAGCAGCUAGUCUCUUUAUUGCUUUAGCUUGCAUUAUUAUUUGUUUAUGUAAACGAUCACAAAAAUAUAAGAAUGAUCGUCGACGAAGACAAAUACAACGACGAAAUGAGCAUAGUGAUCAUUAUAUGACUAAUAAUUCAUCAAGCUGUUUAUUUCGAAAUUUAUAUAAUAAAUUCACACGUCUAUACAAUCCUCCUUCGCCAUUAUCAUCUGACUGCAAAAAAUCAACAAUUCCUCCUCCACCAUUACCAACUCCUCGGCCAAAUCUUAUGAAACCUUCUAAACGUCAUCGUCCUAAACCAAUUAUGGAUGGUUUAUUAACAUUUAUUCAAUCAUUUCUAACAGUUACUGUUGCUGGAAUCUCGAUUGUUUAUAUAUGUGUUCAACGUACAAGUUCAAUAUAUAAUGAACAUAAUGAAAAGCAAACUAAAAAUCAUUCAUCAAAAGCUUAUCUCUGUCAAUUAGUUGGUUCAAGUAAUUCGAAUCAAAAUAUAAUAAUGUUACCAUUAUCAAUUUUAUUAACAAUAUUUCUAUUUAUUGUUCAUCAAACAAUAAAUUCUGAUAAAAAAAAAAGUUUUUAUCAAAAUUUAUCGUUUCCAAUUAUUGUUAAUCCAUUUCAAAAAUCAAAUCGUUUUCAUACAAUUAUUGUGUUUGCAAUCAUAUCAAAUCAAUUAAUAACAUUAUUAUAUGAAAUAUUAUUUUCAUCAAAUUUUAAUUUUCAUCAUGGUAUAUUAUAUGAUUUAGUCCGACGUCUAGGAUUAAUUAUACUUUAUGGUGCAAGAUAUUUUCCAAUCUUAUUAUCAUUAAAUAUUCCAACAUUUUUAUCAACAUUUUUUACAUCAAUUUUUUUAACAUUCGAUUUAUUCUUAUCAGUUUAUUUUGAAGCUAAUUGUGUGAAUACAUUAACAUCAAUAAUUAGUUUAAAAACUCGUACACAAAUUGAAAUUACACGUAUACAUUAUUUAUUAAUGAAAUGUCUUCCACAUUAUGUUGCUUUGGGUCAUAUAAUCGCAAGAUUUUAUACAUUAACAUUACGACAUUUUCUUAUUUUAUGCAAAGGUAAUAGUGAUCGAUGGAAUUCAAUAACAAAUUCAACAUAUCAUACAACAUCGAUUGAAUAUGAUAAUGAUUGGUACUAUACAAAAAAUCUUUUAAUUAAUAAUAAACGAAAACCAUCAUCAACAAAUUAUUAUUUGUAUACUCAAACAUUACAUGAAGAGACGAAUUGUUUCAAUUUUAUUCAUUUAUUUUAUAAACCAAAAGCAUAUUUUCGUUUUUCAUUAUUGGUUUUAUUUACAUAUACAGUUUCAUUUCUUGUUUUAUAUUAUUUAACAUGUUUAGUUAUAUUUUCAAGUACAUUUACAUUAAAAAUUCUUAUGACAUUAACAGGAAAUAUAAUAAUUAAAUUAAUCAAUGUAUCAAAUUUAAAUUUAUCAACAAAAUUAUUUGAAAAUUUUUCAUUUGAAAAAGAAAUUUAUAUCUCAAGUUUAUCAUCAUUUUUCAUCUAUAUUAUACAAUUAUUACUUGGUUUAAAAAAAUAUCAAAAUGAUAUGUUAGAUUAUUAUCGUGGAAAAUAUGAGAAGAAAAAAUUUGAUUCCGUAUCAUCAUCAUCAAUUUUACAACGAUCAUUUCAUUAUUCUGGUUAUCAAGUUGGUUAUUUAGCAUAUGGUUUUGUUAUUAUAAAUUACGCAAUAUUUAUUAUAUGUUUAAUAUUUAAAAUUUUAUUUAUACAUCCAUUAUUAAUUAAAAUUGUUUUAAAAAUUCUUGCACCAUUAUUUAUUUUAUUUGCAUUAAAACAUAUUAUUGUUUAUUGUUUAACAAAAUAUUUUUUCCUAAGAAUUAUACGAUCACAUAGAAAUUUAAGACAAAAUAUUGAACAUCAACAAAAAAACAAUCAACAAGAUAUUUAUAAUGAAAGACAAGAUCAAGCAAUUUAUGUUGAUUCAUCUGCUUCUUCAACAUCGUCUACUGACGAUGAUUAUUAUGAUGAAUCUCAUUUAUUUACAUUAGAAAAUCGUCAUGCAUAUUUUCUAUUUGUUUAUUUUAAUUUUUUCUUUGAUUGUUUUCUUGGAAUAAUUUCAUGUAUUUUACGUUUAUUGAAAUCAUCUAUUGCAUUAGCACUUUAUAUGCCACGAUUGGAUUAUAGUAUAUUUGGAAGAAGUUUAGAAGGUAUUGAUAAUGGUUAUACAGCAUAUACAUCAUAUAUUUAUGUUGAAGCAAUGCAUACACAUCCAAUAUUAAUCACAUUUACACAAAUUAUUUAUAUGAAUAUACUUGAUAAACGACGACGAGAUAAACAAUUUUUAUUGAUUGAUGAAAAACAAAUUAUUGAACAAAAUAAACGAAAAUCUAUACGUUUUCGAUGGUUUUUAUUAAUAACAUUAAUGAAUAAUUUAUCAUUAAUAUCAACAAGAAGAUAUCAUAGAAAAAUGAUAAUAAAUAAUCAGAAAAUAAAUCAUCGAACAUCAUCUGAUUCAUCAUUAUCUAAUAGAACGAUUACAAUUGAUAUGUGCCAGUGA